AUGGAGAGUUUCGCAAAGAUCUACCACUUCCGGCUCCUCUACUCGGGGACUACCUUCAUGUACCCCAUCCUCGGCGCGCUGCGCAUGGCGCGCCAGGACGGGCGGCGCGUCCUCUACCGGCGGCUCGAGGGCGGCGGCGGCGAGCAGUACCUCCCUGUCGGCUGCUGGGUCGGCCGCGAGCCGACCCCGCGUGAGAUGUCCGAGCUGCUGCCCAGCACGGUGGGAUCGGGCGAGGCGCGCGGGGAGAGCGCGGCCGCGCCCCCGGGGUCUGCCACGGGGUCUGCGGACGAGAGGAUGCCGUGGGACUGA
Molecule: messenger RNA, 309 nt
Organism: Emiliania huxleyi CCMP1516
Lineage: Eukaryota; Haptophyta; Isochrysidales; Noelaerhabdaceae
Exons: 1
Coding region: 1-309 (102 amino acids)
Source: RefSeq, a predicted model, not a curated record